This is a messenger RNA of Meleagris gallopavo (turkey), 5966 nucleotides long. NCBI's taxonomy places the organism in Eukaryota, Metazoa, Chordata, Aves, Galliformes, Phasianidae. The record is from RefSeq and is a predicted model, not a curated record.
UUUUAGAUCGGCACGUUGGAUUUUUGGGGGAAAAGCAGCUAGUGAAUAUAAACUUUUAAUACAUGAGAAAUAUAUGUUGCUUACCUAUUUACUUUCAAAAGAUCCAGUGGUCUCUGUGUACUCUUAAAUCACUUACAAGUGAUUUAACACUUUUGCAGAGGCAGAAAUGUGUAUGAGAACAAAUGAAUUUGAAUAACAGCAUAAACAGAUUAUCUGGGGUGUCCCGUGUACUCCUGUAGGACUGAUGGGAAAUAAGAUGUCUACGUUUGCAAAAUAUCUUGAAGAAUGGAAUUGCAGAGUAAUUUUCUCAGUUACAUUUAAGAUGAAGCAGCUUUUGCAUUUUGAGGAUGUGUAAGCGAUCUGUGUUGCAAAGUUAACUCAAAAUUCUCAGUGUGUUUCUGGAGCUCUGAAAAAGUAGUGGGCUGGAGAACCUUUCAUUCAGUAACUGCAGUGGUCCAUCCUAAGAGGGACGCCAGCACAAAUCCAUAUGGAAGAUGAACCUCCUCCUUCUCAAGGAGUCAGUGUCAAGGUCUUGGAGGCAACAUUAUUGUCAGCCCUGAAGAUGCUGGAUGUUGGGAAAUGGCCAAUUUUUUCCCUUUGUUCACAAGAAGAGCUCAAGUUAAUUCGUCAAGCCUGUGUAUUUGGAAGUGCUGGUAAUGAGGUGCUGUAUGUAACUGAAAAUGAUGAGGUUUUUGUGCUUGGCAUGAACUGCAGUGGGUGUUUGGGAACCGGAGACGUCCAAAGCACAAUUGAGCCAAAGAGAUUAGAUUCUCUAUGUGGCAAAAAGAUAGCCUGUCUGAGUUAUGGAAGUGGCCCUCAUGUUGUUCUUGCUACAGAAGAAGGAGAAGUGUACACAUGGGGUCAUAAUGCUUACAGUCAGUUGGGCAAUGGUACAACAAAUCAUGGUUUGGUUCCCUGUCAAGUCUCUACCAACUUGGUGAACAAGAAAGUCAUUGAAGUUGCUUGUGGCUCUCAUCACUCUAUGGUGUUAACAUCUGAUGGGGAGGUGUACACGUGGGGUUAUAAUAACUCAGGCCAGGUUGGAUCUGGUUCAACUGCUAAUCAACCAAUUCCUCGAAGAGUUACCAGCUGCCUACAAAAUAAAGUAGUAGUUAACAUAGCCUGUGGACAGAUGUGCUCUAUGGCUGUGGUGGAAAAUGGAGAGGUCUAUGUCUGGGGUUACAAUGGGAACGGCCAGCUGGGGCUGGGCAGCAGCGGCAAUCAGCCAACACCGUGCCGAAUAGCAGCCUUGCAAGGCAUUCGUGUGCAGCGGGUUGCCUGUGGCUGUGCACAUACGUUAGUGCUAACAGAUGAAGGUCAGAUUUAUGCCUGGGGAGCCAAUUCAUAUGGCCAGUUAGGUACUGGGAAUAAAAGCAACCAGUCUUACCCUACUACGGUUACUGUGGAUAAGGACAGAGUUAUAGAGAUUGCAGCCUGCCACUCUGCUCACACUUCGGCUGCCAAGACGCAGAGCGGCCAGGUGUACAUGUGGGGCCAGUGCCGCGGCCAGUCUGUGGUCCUUCCCCACCUCACUCACUUUGCCUGCACUGACGAUGUGUUUGCUUGCUUUGCUACCCCUGCUGUUAUGUGGCGUCUUCUCUCAGUAGAGCCCGAUGACCAUCUAACAGUAGCCCAGUCACUGAAGAAGGAAUUUGACAACCCUGAAACUGCAGACCUGAAGUUCCUAGUGGAUGGAAAAUACAUCCAUGUUCAUAAAGUUCUUCUCAAAAUUAGGUGUGAACAUUUUCGUUCCAUACUGAAUAACGAUGAUGAAAUUAUAGAAAUGAGUGAAUUUUCUUAUCCUGUUUAUCGAGCCUUCCUGGAGUACCUGUAUACAGACAGUAUUAGGCUCCCUCCUGAAGAUGCCAUAGGACUGCUAGAUUUGGCAACACUGUAUAGAGAAAACAGAUUGAAAAAGCUUUGCCAGCAAACAAUCAAACAAGGCAUUUGUGAAGAGAAUGCGAUCGCUCUUCUUUCUGCUGCUGUCAAAUAUGAAGCUCAGGACUUGGAAGAGUUUUGCUUCAGAUUUUGCAUAAACCACUUAACUGUUGUAACACAAACUCAAGGCUUUGCAGAAAUGGACCACGAUCUCCUGAAAAACUUCAUUAGCAAAGCAAGCAGAGUGGGAGCAUUCCGAAAUUGAGAGCUGACUACCACCAAGCUGAAGAGCACAGCCUCAUUCCUCCUGGGAAUACUUCUGCUCUGGAGAGCUUUGAAGAGAGACUCAGUGUCCGUCAGCUUGGGAAAUGCCUUGAAGUCUGCUAACAUACUGGUUUGAAAAGAUGACUACAGCAUAGGUGUGUAGGGAGAGCCAGCAUUCAGAAUUUGACAACAAAACCUAAUGCAAUAACUACCCUUUCCCACUUAAAGUCAAGCAAACUAAGCUGUCAUUAUCUUGGCUAUUUUGAGUAUAUUAUUUUUAUGUAAACAACCUGUAACUGGAUUUUAUGGAGCAGUGACAUCCUUGCUGCUAAAACUUUCAUAGUACACUUCUAUCACCAAACUAAGCUAAUAUGCCAUAGUAGACUGCUUUGUGCCAGGUCAUCCAGAUUAGAGACAAACUUGGUUUCUGAGUACUUGAUAAAGUACUAUAAAUUCUUUAGGAUGAGAAGCUUUCUGUGUGGGAGGAGGUUUUGUCUCACUGUACGUUUAUUUGGAGUGUAAAUACUAAAACUGUGAAGGGUUUCAGCUGGAUAUUAGAAUUUGAAGUUGCUGGCCAAUAUUCCCAUUGUUCUGGACAAUUAAGAAACCUCUCUGUUACACCAGAAAUGCUCCCUGGCGCCCCAGUGGGACAGCAAACAUAUUUAUCUGGACAUGAAUUAUGGUGCUGUGUUACAGCACUCAGAAAACCAUCUCGUUGCUUGUUAUCAGGAAAAAGAAACCUAAACAAAACCUCAAGGAAAGGGAAGUUCGACUGAGAUUUGCUCAUUGAAUCCUGUCUUACUGCUUGUCUCCCAAUAGAUCAUCUUAAGAAAAGUGGAAAAGAAGAUAAAGUGAUAAAAUGGGUCUUAGAAUUAAAUCACAAAAGCGGAACUCGCACUUCUUCCCAUGUGGCAGUAAGGACACCCUGCUGAGUGUGUCGUUUCAGGUUCUCCUUUGGGCAGGGCUGCAAUACCUCUCCAGGUGACCCCACCAGUUGCAUUCCGUGCCUGUGUCAGAUGAGAGGAGUUGUCCACUGGCCAUGGAGGUGGGUGGGAUGGGUGAGGCAGAGUAGGUACUUAAUUUCUAACUGACUAACAUGAGCUGAGAUAAAAUCCCACCUUGCGUUACGCAUAGGAAGGGUUGCCCUCUUACAGAAGAUGCUGAGCUUAUGGAGCAGUUCCUUGGAAUUUUUUUUAACAGGCAAUUGUGAAUUAACUCUGAGAAAUAAUUUCUCUUCACAGAGCAGGAGAGGCAGCUGUAGUAUUUUAUGGCUGCAGUAUUUUACAAAACUGGAUGGCCAGGUUUGGUGUGCUGGUCUGUGUCAUGCCACCUUCACUCAGACUCGUGCCCUGCCAGACUCCUCUGAUGACUUACUCCAAUCCUCAAAUGUGGUUUCUAAGAACCUAAUUCCUUUAAAUGAUCUCGGCCUCAUUUCCUCAUUUCUGAAGUGGAAAUUAUUGUCCUUUGUCAUAUCAGAGAAUUAUUUCUUAAGCAGUCGUAUUCCUUGAAGAGAAGGAAGAGGAGAAACAAGUUCUCAGAGAAGGGAAGUGAGGAGAUGCUCUCGUCACAUUGGUCUCUGCAGUUGUGAUUGGAUGGGUAAGGUGUGCAGAUGGCAAAAAUGACUUAGGGAGAAAGCUGGAAGCAGAUUAUUUUGGGAAAAUGCUGUGCUAAAAAAUGACUUGCAGUUUGGGCUUUUCCCUCAAACUGUCACUAGGAGUAUAUUGUAUCAUCUACUGCUAACGAGCUUAUUUUGCCAUCCUGUAGUCAUACAGCUUCCUCCAGCAGCACAGACCCAUACUUCAGCUGCUGCGUCAGUAUUUUAUGUUCAAAUAGAACUGGUCAAAACUUUCCAGUACAUAUUGCCAUCUCAUCAAAACCACAACUUCCCCAAGGGGAAAAUGGUGUGUUGUAGUAGUUCUGUGUUAAAAAGGGCUUGCUUCAGGCACACAGAUUAGGCUGUUCUCAGGUGGGGCACAAGUUCACCGUGCUGUAGCCCAACACUGAUCAUAUCAAGAGUGCAGAUAAAAGGCAACACUGUGUGAGUCAAGGCUGGGGAAUUCCUACCCAUUUGGUUGAGUCAGGGACAGUCAUGAUGAAAUCUCAGUCCUGUGCACCCCAGGGCCUGAGAACUGCCAGUGUCACCUGCCAGCGUGGCCUUGGCAGCACAAAGAACCAAGUGACUCUGCUGCAGCCCUGCAUUUGGGUAGCGGCUUGCAUGGGCAGAUAGUGAUAGGACAAGGGGAAAACUAAAAGACGUUAGAUGUUAGGAAGUAAUUCUUUACUCACAGGGCAGUGAAGCUGUGGAUGCCUCCAUUCCUGAGGCACUCAAGGCCGUGUAGGAUGGGGGCUUGGGCAGCCUGAGCUGCUGGGUGGCACUGCCCAUGGCAGGGGGUUGGGGCUUUAAGAUCCCUUCCAACCGGAGCUGUUCUGUGGUUCUGUGACACUACUGGCUGUAGGCAAGGCUGCAGCUGUGGGUGGGAAGCAUGGCUGCCUGCCACAAGCCUGGACAAACAACAGAGCUCACAUUUGUAGCACCCGAGGAGAUCGGGGCGAAAGAGCCGCUGGAUGCCAAGGAGAGCCGGAGGCAGUUGGGCAGCACUGCUUUGUGUAGGAAGGGCAGAAGCUCCUCCACCCAGUCAUGGUAUUUAUGAAGCUGGAAUUAAGUUCAAAAAAUGUUCUCUAAAUAUUUCCACUGUCAAAGUGUUAAGAUUCUAAAGUUUUUAAAAACUUUUUAUUUUACUCAACAUCUGAUCAAACCUGUCCACUGCUCAGGGAAGAGCCUGGCUCCCUGGAGAGAAAUCCCUGGGCAGUGCUGCCGCGUUCCUACUCUGGCUCACGUCCAUAGGGCAAUUCAACAACCUGAAACCCCCAGAUAGAAACUACUGCAGUCAAUACAGCGUGCUUUCUUAGUAAGGCAUUUUUUUGGCUUAACAUAACCAACAGUGCCUUUUUUAAAAAAAAUUAUUUCCUUCCUGUGUAUGAUUUCCCACCUACUGUGCACAGCAAAACUUGGCUGCGAUUUCACUGUGGUUGGCAAAGACCCUUGUCUUGAGAGAAAGCAUCUCUGCACUGAACAAAGGCAACUAUAGGUGUAGUAUGGCAGUGUUGGCUGUCCCUCACACCAUACGUAUGUUGGUUCUGGAUGCGAUGGCAUUGUAUUCAUAGAGACUUCUAUUUAUUUAUUUGCUAACUUUUGUUUGCAUGCACUUUCCUUGGCACUUAAUGGUCAAUGUUUAAGAAACAUACUGGUGUAAGUGGUUAAACGUGGAUGCGUGUGCAUAGAUGUGCUUGAAACCCUCUUGUGGGGGCAUUUUGGAAGAAAUUCAGGAUGGAUUUUGCCAUUGUACAGUGGUCUGCAAUGACGUUAAACUGUGGAUCCUGCAGGUUAAAUACUUAAGGAGGUGGUUCUUGGUUUUUAGGACACCGCAGACAAAAAAGGGUAUUGUUAUGUGAGAAUAUGGUCAAGCAUAAUAUGUGUUUGGGGCUCAGAGAUGGAUCUUUGCUUAAGAAGGGGAAACACAGAGUGGAAUUUGCAAGGAAAAGACAUGACAAGAAACUGAUCACCUCAAGGUUAAGUUGCUGAAGAGUCAGCACUGCAGUGCUGUGGGUAGUCCUGGUACCGGGUGAGCUGCUGAGUCACUUCCAUAGGCUUUCCUUGUACAACAAAGUGCUCAGCUGCCCCACAGAGCCAGGACUCACUGGGUACCACCUAACGAUGCAGCAAGGUUACAGCCUGAACAUACAAGUAGGUUCUGAUUUCUUGUUUCUUUAUAAACUUGCCUGGUUUAACAGACCAUUAAUAAAAACACCAUUGUAUUUGCGAA